ACUAAGAAGAAAAGUCUGAGAGACACAGAAGAAAGACAGAGAAAGACUAAAGCCAGAGAAAAUAAAAUAUAUUGAGGUUAGGAAAGGCUGUACUUUGCAGGUAUUAUGAAAGGUUUUCUUUCAUUUACAGUCCUUGCAGUCCUUUUACUGGUGCACAGCUCCCAGGCAGUCUAUGUUCAGGAUGGAGACUUGAAAUUCUCCCUUGAGUCUGUGAAGAAGCUAAAGGAGCUUAUGGAUGAGAACAAAAGCAUUAACCCUCGCAUGGUGGUUUCAAUGGCUAGCUAUUCUCCAUGUGAUGAAAAAAAUCUCCCUGAGGAGUUCCAACCUGUGUGCAAAAGAGAAGAUGCAUCCAUGAUUUUUGAGAGGCUGAGCCUGGCUGUCCGAGAAGCUGAUUUGUGUGAAAUCUGUGCCAAUGCUGCCUGUGCUGGUUGCUUUUGAAUAAGGAUGAAACAAUCCAAAGAAGAUGUGUCAAGCUAGGAAGUUUGUGCAUUCAUAUUGCAAGACCACGUACUUUCACAAAGCAAUAUUUGAGCUCCAUCUCCACUACAGUCAAACUGGAGCUGUUAGCUCAUGUAGACAUACCAGGGGUAGUCCUGAUGUAGUCAGAUCAGGUGCCACCAGCAGUGCAGUUCCAGCAACAAGGAGAUGGUAAACCUAAUCUGAGAGGUUUCAGUUCUGCCUGAGCUGUGUCACACUGGAACGAAAAUGUCCUGGGCACAGUUUCAUUUUCCACAAUUUUCUCUGGAUUGGAACACAAUGGGUGAAACUGAGCAGUCUCCUGCAUGCUUUUUAAUAUCUAAAUCUGCCUGUGAUUUGGCCUCCCCUACACAUAACACCCAGCAGCACUGGGUUAUCAUCUUUUCUAGCCUGGGCUUUCCAGUGUGUUGUGUAACUGUCUCUGUACCUGUAGGGCUAUGUGUGAUGUGUAUGUUUGUAACAGAACUGCAGCAAGUAACCUGGGGACAAGUUACUGGUGUUUAGCAACACUUUCAUAGCCAGAAAAGUCUCAGGCUGUUACUUGUACUAAUUGUUGGCAGUUUAGGGAAUGGAUGUGGAGGAGCACAGGAACACUUUCUACAAAGUUGUAUGGAAGCUCCCUUCUUUUGACAGAUAUUCAUGUUCAUUAAGCUCUAUUUAGGAGAAAGGAAGUCCAAACUGCAAUCCUGGAAUCACUUUGAAAUUAAAACAUUGCCUUGAGUUUUUAUUUAUUGGUGGCAAGAUUGUGAAGAAAGGAUCUGCCCAUGUUUAUAUGCUG
Molecule: messenger RNA, 1255 nt
Organism: Grus americana (Whooping crane)
Lineage: Eukaryota; Metazoa; Chordata; Aves; Gruiformes; Gruidae
Gene: GUCA2A
Product: guanylate cyclase activator 2A
Exons: 3
Coding region: 106-438 (110 amino acids)
Cellular component (GO): extracellular region
Molecular function (GO): guanylate cyclase activator activity
Source: RefSeq, a predicted model, not a curated record